UCCCCCAAAGAAGGUUAGAUAGGUGGGGCUGACUCUUCAAUGACCAGAGACAAGAGGCGCCCCCCACCUCCCCUCCUGUGUAUUAAAGUCUCACUCUGCUACUGCCUCAGCAGCAGACUGCAACCACACCGCUUCACAAUUACACCUCCAGAUACUCCUUUCACUCUCUCAAUUAUGGCCCCAAGAAGCAUUAAUGAAGGAUCCAGUAAGAAAGUUAUGAACAAAGGAGCAUGGACAUCCGAGGAGGAUAGAAAACUGGCCGAGUAUAUAGAAGUGCAUGGCGCAAAGAGGUGGAAAACUGUAGCAUUCAAAUCAGGGCUGAAUCGGUGUGGGAAAAGUUGCAGAUUGAGAUGGUUGAAUUAUCUGAGACCCAACAUCAAGAGAGGCAACAUAUCAGAUGACGAAGAGGACUUGAUUCUCAGACUUCAUAAGCUGCUAGGGAACAGGUGGUCGUUGAUCGCUGGGAGACUUCCAGGGCGAACAGAUAAUGAGAUCAAGAACUACUGGAAUUCUCAUUUGAGCAAGAAACUACAACAGAAAGAAAACAAAACUGAGACUUCCACAGCAAAAGAGACUGCACCCCAGAAACCCGAAGACAUUGCAGAGGGCAGUGGAGAAGAAGACAAAGGAAGUGGGUACCCAGACAUCAACUUUGAUGUCAAUGAGUUCUUUGACUUCUCGGCUGAAGGCUCCUGUGGAUUGGAGUGGGUGAACAAGUUUCUUGAGCUCGAUGAGGAAUCCUGGCUCGCCAAGAAAAGGUCUAUACAUUAGUGUACAAAGUAUGAUUCCAAGACUACCUCAGCAUCUCUGGAUUUGGUCCAAUAAAUUGCUAUAAAGAUUCAAACGCUGUCUUCCUGCAGCAGACAAACCUAAAAAUUUAGGCUCAAUGAGACAUAAGGAAAAAGUGCAGAAACCAUGAGAAAGAAACAAAGGUUUUUAACUAGUAAAUCAUGGAGAUAAAACAAUUUUCAUUGUCAUUUUGUACUUUUGCCCCAUUUAAAAAUCAAAAGAGAGUUCAUUGUA
Vitis vinifera (wine grape) is the source of this 1023-nucleotide messenger RNA. RefSeq names its product transcription factor MYB23. Lineage: Eukaryota; Viridiplantae; Streptophyta; Magnoliopsida; Vitales; Vitaceae. Gene Ontology annotation, cellular component: nucleus. Gene Ontology annotation, biological process: cell differentiation. The transcript is spliced from 4 exons. The coding region runs from base 40 to 771 and encodes 243 amino acids. The record is from RefSeq and is a predicted model, not a curated record. Gene Ontology annotation, molecular function: transcription cis-regulatory region binding.